UAGAUUAACAACGAGUAUUCAUUUUAUCUUGUUUAAUUUUACUUACAAUUUACUUUAACAUUAUGAUAAAAGUGCACUUAUUUAUAACAUUUAAAAUAAUCACAGCUAUUGUUUUAGUGUAAUCAAUUUUUCAUAGUUUAUCGCAUGGCCCAAGAAAUGAUAGAAGAAAUGCAAAGAAGAUGGAAUUAAUAGUAUUUAAAAUCAAUCAGAUAUUAAAUAGACAAUAUAUUUAAAUUGAAAAAAUUUACUUUUUGUCUGUUGUUCACCAUUUAUAAUUUUGGGAAGUUUAUCAGUGCAAAAUUAACCUGAGGUUCUGUAAAUAAUUUCAAACUGCCUAUCGAUAUAACAAAAAGAAAGAAAAAAAAUGUUUAUAACUGAGAGAGACUUAUCAAAUCCCUGAACCAUCCAGAAUUCCUUUAUACUUAUUGAGUCAUCCCGAAUAGCCACCAAUUAUUCAUCACACUCGACUUCUGUUUAGGGAUGCAGGCCAGUUAUAACUAUCCGUACUCUAAUACCACCCGCAGGAAUACAUUCCAAAGUGCGAAUGUCUGAACUUUUGGGUGAGCUAAAUAGAAUACAACACAGACCAAGGCCACACGUUGGCAGUGUCCCCACAGAAGAUUAUUUGAAUUCAAGAUCACUUGUUAGUUUUGAUGAUGAAACCAAGUUGAUAAGGGCACAGGCGGACAGGCUUAUGAGAUACGUCUAUACCCAAGUCCCACACCGUGAAAAAUAUCAACCUCUUGGAGUUUUGACAACUUACGACCGUUAUUACACCCCUCCAGAUGAUAGAUACUCAAGCCCGAAGUAUUUGACAUAUCACCGUGAUGUCCCAUCAAACGUUUUAAAUUUGUCCUAUUACAAUGAACCGUCAAGAGUUACAAUUGGUCGAGGGCAUUUGGCAUGUGUCUCUUUUGCCGGAGGCCGAGGAUAUCCAAAGAGGAAACACCUUUACAGCGAUGAAAACCGAGAUAUCGGGGAUGAAAUUAAGUUUCGAUCCUAUUACAGUAAAAUAGUGAAUCCAAAACGAACUGCAGAGGCUUUACUCCUUCCUACAGGAUUCGCAUCUCGGCUCCUUCUUACUGAGAGAAAUGUAUACACCCCACGUGAUGAAUCAAAAGCGUUAUUAUUUACUUCGCCUAUCAAGAAAGCAUCGGCAGCUAGUAAAGAAAGAUACAAGGACAAGGAUAAAAGUAACGCGGAUAAAUCAAAGAGGGAAUAUACAAGGAAUACCGAAUAUGAGCCCAUGGUUGAAAGAACCACUGUAAAACAUCAUUACAAAGAAAAAGAAAAUGUACAUAAUGUACCUGAAUUCAAAACAGAGUCGGUUACUAAAAAACAAAGGAAACAAAGUAAAGAAGAUUUUCCUGUUGAAACCGCUGUUGCCAGUAUUAAAUCUAAAUCUCCCGAACCAGUCGAAGAUGUUGAAUUUAGUGCUGAAGUCGUGCCAGAGAGCAAAGAGGAGCCAGAAUCAAAACCUGAAAUACCACUUGAACCUGUCCUCCCUGAAGAAGAACCUAUGAAGGCUUAUGAGCCGGAGCCUCCAAAAGCGACCUUCAAUGAUAGCAAGCCUGAAGAGCAAGAAAUUAUCCAUGAAAGCAUGGAGGAGAGUACAAACAAUGAAGUUACUUCCAAUGAAACAGCAGAAGAAGUUCCUAAGCACCAUGAAGAAGAGGUUACUGAAUCUGCACCACCUCCAGCAGCUGAAGAAGAAAAUUGUAACUUACCACAAGAAGAGCCAGUUGACAAUAAAGAAUCUACACUUGAAACCACUGAAACUGGGCCCCAUGUUGAAGAGGUUCAACCAGAAGUAGAACUGAAAGAAGUUCAACCAGAAGAAUUGGCAGAACAGCCUACUACAGAAAUGCAGCCCUGUGUAGAAGAAGAAGUGUCGCCCCAGGAACCUCAAGACGAAGUGAGCGUCGAGCCGAUGAAUACUGAACAAAGUAACCCACAGUUUGAAGAGAAGACUGAAGAUGUUCUAGUGACUGAAAGCCAGGAAAAUGAGAGUGUGGCAACAGAAGAAAGCCCAAAAGUGGACGAUUCCCAAGCAAAACCUGAUGAAGCGACAAAUGAAAAUGUUGCAGCGGAUGAAAUGGAACCAGCUGAAAUGCUCGAAUCCCAAUCUUUGGAAGAAGUAACCACCCAAGCAGUGAUGUCACCUGAAGAAGAAGAGGAAAAAUUGAAAGUGGUUGAAACAGAAAUGGAAACACAAAGUGAGCAAGUGUUAGAAAUAACAGAAGAACCAAAAAGUGAAGUACUAGAUAAUCCUGUCACAACCAAUACUCUAGACGAUGCUGAGGGCACAGCUGAAAAUGAGCCUGUUAUUGAAGAGCCACCAUCACCCUGUGAAAAUGAAACAGUUGAAACAAACUAAUUUGUUAAAGUGCUUGUUUUUUGAUGUUUUUAAUUUGUCUAAAAUUCGCUUGCAUUAUAAUGUACACAAAAAUAUAACUUGUAUUUUUGUCAUUUCAAAACAUAUCGCUAUUCUUCUAAUAAAAAAAUAAUU
This is a messenger RNA of Cimex lectularius (bed bug), 2509 nucleotides long. Its product is annotated as titin-like. The record is from RefSeq and is a predicted model, not a curated record. Lineage: Eukaryota; Metazoa; Arthropoda; Insecta; Hemiptera; Cimicidae. The transcript has 8 exons. The coding region runs from base 545 to 2377 and encodes 610 amino acids.